Messenger RNA from Fusarium pseudograminearum CS3096, 1116 nucleotides. RefSeq lists its product as uncharacterized. NCBI's taxonomy places the organism in Eukaryota, Fungi, Ascomycota, Sordariomycetes, Hypocreales, Nectriaceae. Bases 1 to 1116 code for a protein of 371 amino acids. The transcript is spliced from 4 exons. The record is from RefSeq and is a predicted model, not a curated record.
AUGCCUCACAAGGACGUUCCUCUUAGACCAGUCAAAUUGACAUUUGAUCCUGUAGGAUCAAACACCAUAGGUGUGCCAACCCUGGACUUUGAGUCUCUGUUCCGGGAAGACAACGUCUCUGAGGAUGCCCCUCUUGUUAUUCACCCAGAGGACAUGGGUGUCCCAUGGAACACCUCUCUUCCUUGGACCAGACAAUCCAAGUUCUGGGCUUACGCCGAGGCGGCUGGAUAUGAGUUGGCCAACGGAAUCAGCCUUGACAAGGCAUCAGAGCGUGGCACACUACCCAUGGAGUUGAUGGAUGAGCGCCGCAAGUGGAAGAUUGAUGAGCUAGUCGAGGAUGCUAUCUCUUGCUGUGCUUAUCUUUAUCCUACAUCAUCUCCUACCAGAUUGGCGUUGUUGACCCAAUCUGUGCUACUACUAUUCCUCCAUGAUGAUGUUAUUGAGCGAGGCGCUACUCAAAACGAAGCCACAGUGGUGGACGAAUUUCUUAGCAUGGCUCCCAGGAACAGGCAUCUCAAGAAAUUCUGGUCAGACGUAUUGCAAUGUGAUCCCGUCCUUGGACCCGAUCUGCUUUACGCUAUCCAUGCUUUCGUCCGUGAUGGUCGUGUAAAGUCACCCUUUAAGCAGGAUCACUAUGCCACAUUGGCUGAUUACAUGCUUUACCGUCGCAAUGACGUUGGCAAGACAUUUAUGAUUGCAGCUAUCCGCUUCGGCUCCGGCGUGCGCCAAACACGCGAGGAACUUGCUCCCUUUGACGAGCUUGCUGAUCUCUAUGUCAGACACUCAAUCCUUAUCAACGAUCUCUACUCGUACGAUAAGGAGGUGCACGAGGUCAAGACCGUCGGCGCGUCCAUCGUGAACGCAGUCGCUGUCACAGAGCAGCUGCUUUCCGUGUCGCCUGACCUGGCCAAGAACCUAACUAGAGCUAUCACCUUUGACAUGGAGAAGGAGUUUUACGGCAUCUGUGAGAAGUUUAUGCACAGCCCUGCUAUCAACGAUCGCCAGCGCGUGUUCGUGACUGCGCUCUUUGAUGCGUUGACGGGCAAUAUCUUCCACUCUGCUACUUUGAGCAGAUAUGUUCGUCACGGCGAGAGACCACUUCCUUGCAAGUGUUAG